AUGAAAAACUUCUCAACGCAAUUCAAUCCUCAAAGCCCAGAAGUAGAAAACCCAAACAUACAAGAAGAAAAGGCAGAACAACACAUAGAAGAAGAAAGAGCUAGGUGCGACUGGGAAUUCAAUCUCUCCACUGUUGUUACCUCGAGCUCCGUCGGAGCCAGCACCGACACCAUCGGCGUCAUAGAGUUCGACCCCUCUGAUAGCCUCGUGGCCACUGGAGGAAUUGCUAGGAAAAUUAGAGUUUAUAGUGUAAAAUCCUUGUUGCCCGGCGAGAAUCAUAGCCAUGGUGAGCACAACGUUAAAUUGUUACAACACAAUAAUGCAUGUGACUACUAUAUAUGGACCCCGGCUAAGCUCAGUAGCCUAAGGUGGAAACCGGGCUCCUCCGGCCGAGUACUCGGCUCCGGCGACUACGAUGGGGUGGUCACCGAGUACGAUCUCGUUGUAAAUGUUUGA
Messenger RNA from Vitis vinifera (wine grape), 456 nucleotides. RefSeq names its product WD repeat-containing protein RUP2. The record is from RefSeq and is a predicted model, not a curated record. The transcript has a single exon. The coding region runs from base 1 to 456 and encodes 151 amino acids. Lineage: Eukaryota; Viridiplantae; Streptophyta; Magnoliopsida; Vitales; Vitaceae. Gene Ontology annotation, molecular function: protein binding. Gene Ontology annotation, biological process: response to UV-B.